AUGAAGUACUUCAUGUUGCUGUUCAGCUUGACGCUGAUUUCCUGCUCAUUCGCGGCACGGGUUGACAUCGACUGGUCCCAGGUGCGGCCAAUCGAGGAGUUUGACCACUACCGGGCUCGGCUGUCUUCCAACCUCAAGCACCCAUCGGUUGCAGCCAAUCCUAACAGACGGAUUGUGAACGGGCAGGAAGCUUCUCCGGGACAGUUCCCGUACCAGGUGGCCCUGCUCGGGCAGUUCAACCAGGGAGUAGGCCUUUGCGGAGCUUCGAUUAUCACCAACAACUACGUCCUCACGGCGGCCCACUGUGUCCACAGUGGUACCAACUCCAAUACGCCGAUCGUGAGCGGUGUGGCCAUUGUAGGUGCACACAAUCGCAUGAUCGAGGAACCGUCACAGCAGCGCCGUACGUUCACAUCCGCAGGCAUCGUUGGCCAUCCAGGGUACGACCUGUUUACCGUACGCCACGAUAUCGCUCUCGUCCGCCUGGACGAACCGAUCGUGUACACGGACCGAAUCCAACCGAUUCGUCUACCAGCCCGCUCGGAUGUUCGCAGCUUCGGUGGCUUCAUUGGAACGGUGUCCGGAUUCGGCGUCUACGACACGGCCAAUCCGCAGCUUUCGGAUGUGCUGAACUAUGUCGCCAACCCCGUCAUGACCAAUCCCGAUUGCAUUGCCCAGUGGACGCCACAGCUCGUCGAGGAUCAGAACAUCUGCCAGUCCGGUGAUGGAGGUCGCGCAGCCUGCAACAGUGAUUCGGGUGGACCGCUGACCGUGCCGGACGGUGGCAGCCUUCUGGUAGGAGUUGUUUCUUUCGGCUCCAGCACUGGCUGUGACUCCGGUAUCGCGACGGUGUUUAUGCGCGUUUCCUACUACCUCGAUUGGAUCGAAGCUAACUCUGAUUUUGUAGCUGAUCCUUAA
Anopheles coustani is the source of this 918-nucleotide messenger RNA. RefSeq names its product brachyurin-like. NCBI's taxonomy places the organism in Eukaryota, Metazoa, Arthropoda, Insecta, Diptera, Culicidae. The coding region runs from base 1 to 918 and encodes 305 amino acids. The record is from RefSeq and is a predicted model, not a curated record. Gene Ontology annotation, molecular function: serine-type endopeptidase activity. Gene Ontology annotation, biological process: proteolysis. The transcript has a single exon.